Molecule: messenger RNA, 558 nt
Organism: Musca domestica (house fly)
Lineage: Eukaryota; Metazoa; Arthropoda; Insecta; Diptera; Muscidae
Exons: 2
Source: RefSeq, a predicted model, not a curated record
UAUAUUUCUUCCCUGUCCUUAACUAUCAUCUCGUCCUCAACUAAGAGACCUGUGGUAAAUAAACGUCUGGCUGGAAUCUAUGUCAAGGAUAAUAAGAAUGGCGAAUUACGUUUUCUAGCCUCAAAUAGUCAAAUUAAUGAGGCCAUCAAUCAGAAACAGGAAUUCUUGGAACAGCUGAGGCCCACAACCACUGGAACCGGUAACGGUGUUACCCCAAUUAUUAUCAACACUGCAACGGCCACAGCUACAGCUACUGGCACUGCCACGGGCACUGGCACACUCACCACAGGAACAGGUACUGGAACUGGCACUUUAACUACCACCGGUGCAACUGGUGGUGGUGGUGGUGCGGGUGUUGUCGGCCCAUCACCAAUUGGUGAUCUUUUGCCACAAAUUGUUGCUCAGGCUGCCCUGCAAAGACGUCGUCCUGGAAAUAACCGCCGUCGUGUUGUUAAUAAGCGCCGCCGUGGUGGAAACAAUCGUCGUCGUGGUAACAGACGUGGCAACAACAGGAACAAGAACAGACCUCAAGUUUUUGUGGUCAGACCCCGUAACUAG